AUGGCUUCAUACAUUGUGGUUUCAGUUAUGUUAAAUAUGUAUUCUAAUAACCAAUUUUCAUUUGGCAACGAAAAGACUGCUGAUGUUUUUCUUUGGAAGAACAAAAAGAACUCUGCAGGUGUCCUUGGUGCCACUGCCUUGUGGAUUCUUUUUUAACUGCUUGAAUACCAAUUAAUCGCUCUCGUGUGCCAUAUAUUAAUUCUUUUACUGGCUAUAGCUUUCUUGUGGUCUUUUGCCAAUACGUUUAUCAACAAAACCCCACCUCAAAUCGCAGAUGUUAGACUUCCUGAAGAUUGCCUGCUUCAGGUUGUCACUUCACUGAGAAUUGAAAUCAACAGUGUAAUGUCUACUUUACGCGAUGUCGCUUCUGGGAGAGAUUUAAGGAAAUUUCUCAGUGCUUUUCUUGGCUUAUGGGUUCUAUCAAUAGCUGGCAGCUGGUGCAAUUUUCUGACCUUGUUACACAUAUGCUUUGUAUUGCUACACACUGUGCCAGUCCUUUAUGAGAAGUAUGAAGACCAGGUUGACCCAUUUGCUGAGAAGGCUGUGAUAGAACUCAAGAAGCAGUAUGCUGUAUUUGAUGCCAAGGUUCUGAGCAAAAUCCCAUUGGGGCCACUUCAAGAGAAGAAGGAUUAGAUUGUAUGACAUUUUUGUCUGGUUAGGCUUACCUUCAUAUCUCUCUUAGCAGUCUUGUUUUCUUUUUCUGACAAGGCAGCUCGGUUACUUUCCCCUUGUUUCUAAAGUACUUUCAAUAUAGAACUUAGAAGCCUUUCUGCUGCUGCAUGAACCUCUCUUCACUCAGUAAAUUUUGGAUAGGUUGAUAAAUUCUGCACCAAUUUAUCUUGCUUUUCCUUGUCAACGCCCCCCAAGAUUCUCUGUCUUCUUGAGUAAUUAAUUAUAAAAUUAUACUGUUCUUCGUC
Cucumis melo (muskmelon) is the source of this 917-nucleotide messenger RNA. Its product is annotated as reticulon-like protein B1. NCBI's taxonomy places the organism in Eukaryota, Viridiplantae, Streptophyta, Magnoliopsida, Cucurbitales, Cucurbitaceae. The record is from RefSeq and is a predicted model, not a curated record.